GUUGCCGCUUCUAUGACGAUGGCUGAAGAGGACACGCUGCUGUCCGAAGACCCCGAAAGCUCCAGAGCACGCCUAGCUGAGACCCCUACUGUUAAAGAGCUAGAAGAGCUCCUCAACACAGGGAGAUCUUCCUGUAACCAUGUUGACGAAGUGUGGCCUAACCUUUUCUUAGGAGAUCACAUUUCCGCUCAUAGCCGGUUUGGUUUAUGGAAGAUGGGCAUCAGCCACAUUUUAAAUGCAGCUCAUGGCACAAUAUUUUGCCAUGAGCCCCAUGAUUUUUAUGGCACCACCAUUGAAUACUACGGAGUACCAGCCCAUGACCUUCCAGAUUUUGAUAUAAGCCCGUAUUUUUACCCGGCAGCAGAAUUUAUACACAAAGCCUUGAACACCCCAGGAGCCAAAAUCUUUGUACACUGUGCAGUUGGGAUAAGCCGAUCCGCUUCCUUGGUGCUGGCAUACCUCAUGAUCUACCACCAUCUUUCUUUGAUUGAAGCGAUUGAGGCAGUGAAAAAACAUCGGUGGAUUUUCCCCAAUCGAGGCUUUCAGGAACAACUGAGAAAUUUGGACAUUCAGCUCAGAUGCACAAAACAAAGCAAAUGAACAGAAAAAGAGAGUACUUUUAAAGUUCUAAAUAGAGAUGGGCAUGGACCGGGAAAAUUCCAAGCCAUGUGGUUCGUGGUUCGUCGUGUUUCAUGAACCACGAACUCUCACGAACUGGCCCUGGUUCAUGAACCAGUUCAUUCAGUUUGUGAAAACAUCACUUGCAGGUCAGCAGAAGGUCUGCAGAGAGCCUAUCCCCCCCUCCGUUGCCUAGGAAACUGAUUGAUUGGCACCAGGCUGUCUGCAGUGACGAACCAAAACACAAACCAAAUGAACCAGGCUAAAAUUCAUCACAGUUUGUGAGAAAUGAGCUCCCAUGAACCACCAGUUCACAAACCACAAACCGGCCUGCUUCAUGACAUACUUCGGUUCAUAUUUCAGUUCAUGCCUCCUCUCGUUCUAAAUCUCCUGGAAUGUUUUCAUAAAACUUAGCUCUUCAUAGUCAUUUUAGGAAGGCAACCAUAUUAGCAGAAAGAGGUUGGGGAUCUAAUAGGCCACCUACUAUUUUGGACCUGCCUGGUUACUUAGAUUAUCAGCUGAGGACCUGUUAUAUGUUGUACUUUGAGGCUGUUGAUGGCCACAAGGGACAGGUCUUUUUGGUGGUGGCCCCUGGAACACGGAACACCCUCUAUAGGAAAAUUAGGUCUCUUCUCCUUGUGGAAAUCUUUUAAAUGGUUUGUUCCAGAGAGCUUGGAGGAGGCUGGUAAUAGUAGUACAUUUUCUAUUGGUAUGAUCUGUUUUUAAAUAUAGCUGCUAUAUGUUAUGAUUUUGUUGAUUGUAUGUCAGGUUUUAUUUCGAUGACUGUGUUUUUGGAUUGGGGGUGGUUAGACACAA
Messenger RNA from Eublepharis macularius, 1434 nucleotides. Its product is annotated as dual specificity protein phosphatase 13-like. Gene Ontology annotation, cellular component: cytoplasm. Gene Ontology annotation, biological process: negative regulation of MAPK cascade; protein dephosphorylation. Lineage: Eukaryota; Metazoa; Chordata; Lepidosauria; Squamata; Eublepharidae. Gene Ontology annotation, molecular function: MAP kinase phosphatase activity; protein tyrosine/serine/threonine phosphatase activity. The record is from RefSeq and is a predicted model, not a curated record. Bases 13 to 600 code for a protein of 195 amino acids. The transcript is spliced from 3 exons.